Schistocerca gregaria is the source of this 7799-nucleotide messenger RNA. RefSeq lists its product as uncharacterized. The record is from RefSeq and is a predicted model, not a curated record. The transcript is spliced from 9 exons. Bases 28 to 1950 code for a protein of 640 amino acids. NCBI's taxonomy places the organism in Eukaryota, Metazoa, Arthropoda, Insecta, Orthoptera, Acrididae.
GGCCGAGUAGAGCAAGGCGCGCCAGACAUGUGGUUCUGUUGCCAGCUGUGGCACUGCACUUGUCUUGGGCAGUUCGACGUGUGGAAGGCUUGGAGCCAGGUUGUGCACCCGACAAAAGCAGCUACGCCAACGUCACCCACCAAAUUCGCUGACAGCGGCUCAAGCGAUGAUGUGAGGCCCAACGUUUAUCUGGAGGGUGUUGAUGGAGAAGAUCAAUCUUGCGCGUCCCCAUCUACCUCUUCGUUCGAGAUAACAGCAACUGUGAGUAAGGCGUUGGACGUGGUCAAUGAGUCUCCGAGAUCUUCUGGAGGUUGUAUGGCUCUUCCAACCGUUAGCAGAAGUGAAAGUCCUCUAUCAGGAUCAUCUCAUCCGGGCAGAGCCAUGUCUAGGAAUUCCUCUUCGUCUUUUGGAGAGGGUCUAGACUCGGAAGCAGCAGGGGAUCACGGAUAUGAGGAAACACUUUCUGUAGAGUCGAGAACUGAACGGACAGAACUGGAAUCUAGGCUUCACUACUGGAACAGAGAGCACAACGUAUGUGCGAGAGAAUACGAAGAAGAAACGGACGAGAGUUCUCGUUGUCCCGAUUUUGGCAGCAGGGAAGAGGUUAAUACUGACAAAUGUGUGGAAUCAUCCGAGGAAGAAAAAGGUGACGAAACAGGAGAGGAAAAGGAGGUGAUAAAGCCGCAGUACAGAAAGAUCUGGGAACUAAGAGCAACGCUGGAAGAGGACGAGGAGCUUGAACAUCUCGUCUCUCCGCUGCCUAAACCACUCAAUUUGUAUAACCCUUCACCUGUUCAGUCCCCAGAAACUGAGACUGCGUAUGAACAUGACGACACUUUGCCAAGAUGUAGGUCUUCUUUCAGCUGCUGGCCAUCCCGUGCAUCAGUACCACCUCUGAGAUUAGCUCGACUACCACAACACAGGGGUAAUCAGGCCAGCCCUACUGAACCCGACAGUGAGGUUCAAGGAGCACUAGAACUGCAGGCUUCGGGGAAUAUAGAAAAGGAACUACCAGCCACAGCUACUAUCGAAGAAAGUCAAGCAUCUGCACUACAUCAGCUACGUGCUGAGAGUGCCUGCCGUAGUAUGGACUACUCUCCAGUGUCUAAUUUCUCAUUAAGCUAUUUCCAUACCGAGGGUAAUCAUGGCGCCGAUGAAUCCUCAUCACAAGCUGGUCAAGGACUUCCUCUCGUGGGGGAUGAUGAUAAGGAGAAGCAGUUUGUUAGUUCCGAUACUUACGAAGAUACCGUUGUACCAAUAACGAGUGAAUGCGGAGCCAUGGCUUCACGUCGAGGACCUGACAACGACGGAAGUAAAUCGGCCCCAUCUCCUAGUGAGGUAAGAGAUCAGCAGCCAACCACUUCAGGCGCUAAUGCAGGGGACCGCGGUGCCGCUACCACUCGCUGCAAGCAUUUGGACAUUGAAAGCAGUGAUGAUGAGGCCGAAGGUGCAGCCGCACUGCGACGCCCAGAAGGUGAAGCGGGUCCCGCGUGGGACAGCAGGUUCAGAUGCAGCCCAUCUUCGGGUAGGCAUAGGGCACUCGGAUUGUACCGUGUUAUGGCUGCAAUAGCCAAUCUAGAAGAUGACGACCACCAGCUGCUUUCUAGCCAGUGUUCGCCAGGAAGAAGUUUCCGACGGGACUACAGUGUAGAUCGGAAGUCGGAUGCCCUCUUUCGCGAGUUCAGUCAGUACGAAAAGGGCAAAGGUGAAAUUUUUCCGCGGAGACGCAGAACUGGUAUUCGUCGACACACUACUCGAAACCGAAAUGUAGCUCCUAACCAGUCUCCCUCUCUCCCUCCAAGAAUAUCUCCAAGGAAGUUUACAAAGAAUGACGGUAAUUUGACGGAUGUACCACCACUAGGAACAAAAUUAUUGAUUCCCUUUCCCAACGAAGAAAAUGUCUCAGAGUGUUCUUCAGCACUUGCAGGAGAAGACAAUUCGUCCGAAUGAGCUCUACCAAAGACUUCACGGAACAGUUUGUGUAACGACAACCAGUGAAAGUCAGCUUCCUGUUAAGGAAUUUUUUUUAAGGAAAGUCUGAUUAAGUAGUCUACAAAAUAUUAAAGGAAAAAAAAAUGCUGUUCAUGUUUCUCAAGUUGCUGCAAACUGCACAAGGGCUGUGAUUGUGAUUACCAAAUUUAAGUAAUCAGCACAAAUAUGAUGUAAAAAUUCUAGACUAAAUGAACCUACCAACAUUUAGUAAAUAAGUCAAAAUAUUGACCAUUUAUAUUGAACAGUCAUGCUACAAUAUCUUAAAUUUCCCUUCAAUGAGUAUGUUCUUAACAGAUCAUGCAAGUCGUGUCUCUGGUAAACCUUCACUCCAUACCCUCCAACUUUUCCACCGUAUUUGCUGCUCUCGUAUAAAAAGGGAAAGUUUUUGGUAUUUUUGAAGUUUAUAGAUUCCUCACUAUCACUGCAAGAUGGUCAUAUUUUGACAAAGCUAAAAAGUUGAAAUUUGAAAUGCUCUUGAGGAUUAGUCUUAAUUUUUUCAUCAAAACAUGAUAAAACAACACAGUUGAAUGAUAUAGUUGUUUAAGAUCAGUCGAGUGCUAUUAUAUUAAUAUUUAAGACAUUGCAUGAUAAGUUAACAUUCAUGUAAUGCAUGUAACAAAUAUUUUGGUGUUUGUGAAUCACAUUGUUAUCCAUGAAAGCUAAGAAGUAUUUUGACGAAAACUCUGCAGUAAUCUAUAUACAAAUCGCAACUUUCAAACGAGAAAAAAAGCUAUCAUUGCAGGAGUAAUUGUUGCUCACAAAUCCUAUCACGAAAAACACAAACCAAACUGAACUGAUAUUACAUCAGAUACAAAUAAUGGCAGAAGUUGUCUUAAGUAUUGAGCUAUAAUACAUGUUAUACUAUAAUUGACAGACGUAUUUGAUAGUUAGGAGUGAAGUUAUUUUUAAACAAAGAUCGGAAAACUAAAAAGUAAAAAAAGGAUCGCUGUCGUAAUCAGUUGUACGUAUUUGAUGUUCACUCUGGGAAAAACUGUGUUGUACUCUGUCUACGCACUCGGCAGCAUAACGUCAUUUUCUGAAAAUAAAAUCUUGUUUAUCAUAUCUCCCUCAAUAUCAUGAGAAUAGCUAGUUAUAUUUAUGAAUAAUUAGGGUUUAUUCCUUUGAUAUUACGUAUUUUUUACUGUGAAUACUUUGCGAGACUGAAUUAUUGCUGAAAACAGUGCUGUUUCCAGUAGAAGAAAGUAGUAGACCUUCAACAGUUUUUCUAUUUUCUUAUAUCACGUUAAGUACUUUUUGUGCAGCUAUUGAAUGAUUUAGGUACAGGACAUGAUCUGUUUAUGUCAAUUGUGAACGUUUAUAGGCUUUUCAACUGCCAAAUAGCUUCUUAGUGCAUCUCAGAAAUAUUUGUGGACCAAUUAGCUAUUACAAGUAUAGAUUUUCAGUAUAAGCUGAGACGUGGAAGGUAGCUUCAUUAUAGAGGGUUAGCAAAAGCUGCUACUUAGUUAUGGAAGUUUUCUGUUUCUGUAAAUGAGAGUGUCUGGGAUGUGAUCUCUUAAAUUCGUGUGACGAAAUUAUGUAAAUGAGUGACGUUGUACAGCUUAUACUAUAAAAAUUUAUGAUUAAAUACUCUGUCCCAUUUGUAAGGCACUAUCCGAAAAAUAUAAUUUUUAUAAAUGGGGAGUGUUUAAUAAAUAUAUUGAAAUAUGUGAGAAAUAUCACUGUAAAGUAUUCGAUACUCCAAGAUAUAAUUCUAAGAGUAAUAUAGUAGAGAUAAUGCAAUAGCAAUGUGGGUGUUGCUCUGGAACCCAGCUGUUUUGUUGGUUAUGAAUUUUCAUGUCCCAGCAAGACUGCAUUGUAAUGACUGCAGAAUAAUUAUCAAAUCUCUGGAAAACAGUCUAUUAUUCCUGACACCAGGUGAACUGGUAGUGCACAAGUUUCUCAGACCUUUGCUCACAAAAUUAAACAUCAUCUAGAUGUAUGAAUUUUUUGAUAUCUGUCAGCCACAGCAUAGAUUUCUGUAUUGGGAUAUGGGAAUGCAUUGGAAUCUUGGAGCAUAGUUCCAGAGAAACAACGUUUUGAUUUUCAGUGACUGAUAUUUUGAUACAUUUUCGUAUAGUAAUACAACAUAAAUCUAGAAUUACUCUGCAACUUUUAGAUCUCACAUUAGAUUGUGAAAGAAGCUUGCAUCUUUGCAAAAUAUUGCUUUUGCUUCUGUAGACAUUUUUGGGAUCAAAUUUGAAUCAUUUCAGCCACACAUUCUCUUCCCUACAGGGAAACUUAGGGCUGUGUUCAAAGCUUAUUUUAUUCAGACUAGAUCUGACUGUAUAUUAUUUUAAUUGCAACGUGACUAACAGAUGAUUGAGUGAAGGUGUAUUUUCAUAAUUGUUGUUGAUGUGAGUGUUACUUUUCAACUAUUUGAAAUUCCUGGACAAAACUGUCUGACUUGCAAAUACUUCUAAUGACGGUUUAUAUUUUCCAAUGCUACAUGCUCCUCUCCCAUCAACUAUGCAUGCUGAUGUUGCUGCAGAUACUGAAACUCAACAGUUCAGAGUUUCUAUACAGUCUUAUGAAACAAACUUUCAUACUGGAGAAUUUGUUUAUAUUUUGACACAUAUGGUCCAGCCUCUUCAGACUGUCCUGCUUCCAUCUGUCUUCUACAUUUGUUAUUAACUUUUCCAUUUAGUGCAACCGUUUCGACGCCAAUUGCGUUCAUAUAAACUUCUGUAAGACCUGCAAUUGCGUCAGAAAUGUUUUAAGAUAGAUACUGUGCAUAAAUUGCAGAUUUAACCAAUAAACCUAUCUACAGUACUUUGUUAGCACUUCUCUGUCACAUUAAUGUCACUCACUUUGCAUAUUCAAGCGAUAGCAGAGUAAGACUUCUAAAAACGCUCUGUUGUGAGUUCUCUUCUCUUCCAAAUUUUCUAUUUUAGGAAGGAAAGAUUCGUUUCCUGUUCUUGAAUUCUAAGUGAUUACAUUAUUGGUACGGUUAGACAAAUACAUUAAUGGAGGACGAUAAUCAAAUUUUUAUGUUUGAAUAGAUGAUGUUUAGCAAACAACUAUAAAUUUCUUAAGGAACUUUAGGAGCUACUGUUACUCAUUCUGCUUUGCACCAUUCCAAAGCUUUAUUUCAAAAGCUUUCUUUCUACUGGCAAAGUGGAGUGUAAUUCUUAGAUCCAAGAAAUUUGUUUAAAUCUGAGUUAAGUUUUACGAAAUUUUGCCAUCUGCGGCUAACAAUGAACUGUAUAAAUCUACUACUAGUAAUGUGCACUAAAGAGUAUUUGGUUUUUAUCACUCAUUGUUUUAUAAAGCAUCACAUCCUAAGUUUUAUGAUAAUAUCUUAGUUAAGGAUCAAUAAUAGACGUCAUUCAGAGAUAUGAUGACCAUUUGGCAGUGGUAACUGACUUCCACAAUUCUGUUUAUGAUAACAGUGUACAGUUAAAACUACAUCUAUGAGUAAAAUGGCUUUAAUGUUGUAAGCUAGGGAGAACAUAAAAUAAAAUAUAUGAUACAAUUAUUGUAUGAAGCUCAACAAACAGAGCUCCUUUUCCAGUAUUAUAUUUUUGAUGUGCUUUCAAUUGUAGAUACUCAUACAUUUUAGUAUUUGUAAAUAUAAUAGUGUUUCCAUACAAUGAAAGAUCAAAGAAUAUUGAAAGAGCAGAAACAUCAUACAUUCCUCAUCAGAAGGGCAGUUAAUCAUCAGUAUUUAUUGAGUUUCCAUGCUCUCAAUGCACAAUUUAUAAAUCGUUAGUUACCUGGAGUCACUCCAUUGAAAUUAGAACUCAGAAGUUAACCUAAAUUUAAACAUAUUCCAAUGACAAUACUUCUCUUUGUUUGUCUUAUUGACUGGUGUAUGUUUGUGGGAAUGAGUGUUUAGUGAGGAGUGUUGAGUGAAAGAGCGUGUGAAAAAGAUUUUAGUACCUCUUUGUGAACCAUUUUAAGGUGCCAUACUUAGUUCUCAAUCCAUAAGUCAUUGUUAACUCCAAGGAAAGACUUUCAGUAUAUGCACUCACAAGAGGAAAAUAGCAUAACGUGCUUGUAUCUAAUUUUUGGGGUGAUGUUACUUAGCUAAAGGCAUAUUUGAGAUCAUUGAAGAUAUAUGAAAUAUUCAAAUAAAUUGGAUUGACAAGAUGUGGUGUAAUGGAAUAAGAGUGAGUAGCUUUGAUUAGUAAAAUGUAGUUCUUCCUUUCUGAGAUGUUUGUCUAAUAAUUAAUUCAGUAUGUAAAUAUACCAUAAAUUAAUGAAUGUAAGUAAAAAUCGUUGUAUAUGUGAUAUUAGUGGUGACUGUCAAUAAUAUCUGUAAAUAUGUUCACCAUGUAGACCUUUUAGUUAAGUAAUAUCUACUCAGAAACCAGUAUCAUAUGUUGUAACCUGGAGAUAAAAGGGGGCUGUUCUCCAUCAUUUUCAACUAAAAUAAAAUUGUUUUCUAGAAGUGUACUUUUCAAACCUUUCCAAAAUCAGUUUCAUACCUAAAUUUCAGCAGUUAGAUGUCAAUGUAGUAGCAGUAAUGGAAAAAAUGUGAAUGAGCUUAAAGUGUCCAUACACACACACACACACACACAUAUAUAUACACAUGGAGAGAGAGAGAGAUAUACAAUUAAAAUCGCUUAUCUAUACAGUCGUUGAUUAACUUUGUCAUUAUAGUUGCAUUGAUAAAUUGUUUAAGAAAUUCUAAUAAAAAUUAUUAUAUUUUCCUCUAAAGAACGUGUGACUGCCACCUUUCCUUACCUCAGUCCAUAGCCUGCACUUCAUAGACUGCACUGUCCAAUGCACUGCAUGAGUAUACAGAGCAAUGAUACAUUCUCAACACUACUACAGGUACAUGAAAAAUUCCGAGUAUCACAGUUAUCACACAUGAGCUGCAUAUCAACAGUGAGGAGGUAAUAUGAAAGAAUGAGAUACGUUAUGAAAAUAGAAAUAUUGAUAAUUGUAGAAAUGAAUAAUACAGUGCGAUAAGAAAAGUAUCACACAUGAAAACAAAUGCGUCUCUAAAUAAUCAUUGCAUUGCUUUCAUUUGAUCAGCAAUAAAAGGUAGAUAGCACCACAUGUAUUACCAACUAAAGACAAAGACUCAAUUUCAGUGGUCACAGGUCAAAUAACGUCUGUAGUAUUGCACGGUUUAUUCCUUCCUAAUUAUUUUGCCUUCCCAACAGCAAGAGGUAUUGAUCCCUCGAAAGUAUUUUGCAGGUCGUUUGUGUGGACGUAUUGGCGGCUUGUUUCGUGAGAAAUAUCUAGGAGUCACUGUACAAAACAAUUUGACAAUUGUGAGAUAAAACGGCCGUUUCCAGGAAUGCAGAUCAUUAGCAGACAAAAAGAAAAUCAGGAGUCAGGAUGCUAAACUGGCUGAGAUGAAGGAUGUGGUGUAGAGUUCACCUUCCAAAAAUUUGACAAGACUACCGAUCCAAUUUCAGAUUUCGUAUAUUAGUACUUAUAAAGUGAUGCAUAUCAUGCUAAUAGUGUUCAGGAACUGAUAGCGCCAGGGAAAUAAAUCUGGCUAGUGUACAGUUAAUACCUUCGUACAUUAACUAACUCUUCCUCACUGAUGAGACGUGGUUUCACCUUAGUGGAGAAGUGAAUCGACAAAACACAGGAAUCUGGUCAGCAAAAGUCCACAUGUAUUUCAAGAAAACUGUCAGAAAAUUGAUAGUGGACACUGCUUUUUUUAAAUUACAGUGAACAGCGUUGUUUACCAAGUCAUUAUUAGACAGCCUAUUUCUCUUCUUGGGCCAGAUGAUUGCAAAUAUCAGUUAAAAUCGAAAUAGAUAAUUUCUUAAGUGAACUGGUUUGUGACCCAAUCACGUGUAAAGGAGUAUGGCUCUCACGUUCUUCCCAUUUAAUGCCUCCAGACU